GCGGGUGAUCCAGAGGAAGUUCGAGGAACGACCAUGGCCGUCGCCAGGGGUGAGGUGGCCAUAGCCUUCUUGCUAACAACCUUGGCUGGAUUGGCCACAGUCUUAGGAGCGGGCGUCGUGUUCUUUGCCUCUUUGGCUAAUCGUGCAGUCUUGGCAGUGUCGCUGGGGCUGGCGGCCGGUGUGAUGCUGCUCAUUUCGUUCUACGACCUGCUGGCUCUCACGGCCGUCAAGUCGUUUAUGGACGGAGGGUUGGAGGAGAAGUACGCAAAGCUGUACGCCUUGCUAUCUUUCUUUGGCGGCGUUCUUUUGCUUCACGUGAUCGAUGGGGCCCUUCACGGUCUGGCCAAUUGCAUGAUGGAGGGGGAGAAGCGCCCGGGAUCAGUGCCUCCUCUGUCAGCCGCUCAUGGGCACGGGGGAAGUCUGCCGUCCUGGAUGCUGCCCGACGAUAAGAAGACUACCAUCGUCGUGGCCGGUGUGUCCUGUGAGAACGAGAUCCAAAGGUCAGGCGUAGCUGCAGUGUUAGCACCAAGGAGCUCAGAGGCAGAACCAGCGGAUGCAGAGCCGGAGAGAGGGCGAGUGACAGCAGCAGCAGCAGCAGUAGCAGCAGCAGCAGGGACAAGGACGGGGCUGAACUUGCCUCAGUCGAUCAGGAGUCCAGGGCAAAGUGCGCUGCGUUUCGACUCUCCAUGCAGAGUCCUCUACGUGGAGGAAAAGACCGAUGCGGGGAGCGCUGAGCAUGAGGAGGGGGUCACAGGAACGGAGCCGGGCUGCGUGGAUGCUGAUGCCGGCGAUGGUUUUGCUUCUGCUGCCAACGCUGCUGCCCCUGCAGCCGUCAUUGACAAGCAGGGGACGGCUCGGCUUCUGCGGACUGGGCUGCUUACGGCUGUGGUUAUCGGGGUGCAUAAUUUUCCCGAGGGGGUUGCUACCUUUGUCUCGUCGGUGAAGGACGCGAAGCUCGGAGGGUCCAUGUGCCUGGCCAUCGCUUUGCACAACAUCCCCGAAGGGAUCUGUGUUUCCAUGCCAGUGUUCUAUGCCACAGGCAGCAAGAAGAAGGCCUUCCUCUGGACCAUCUUGUCGGCGAUGGCAGAGCCCUUCGGCGGACUGCUCGCGUAUGUUGCCCUCGCUAAUGUGAUGAGUGACGUUGCCUUUGGUAUUCUGUUUGGAGGUAUAGCAGGAGUUAUGAUCACCAUAGUCUUGGUGGAGCUUCUUCCGGCAGCAAGGAAGUACGAUCCGGAGGACAAGUACGUGAGCCCCUGCCUAUUUGUGGGCAUGGCGGUGAUGGCCUUAAGCCUUGUUCUCUUCGACUUUUCUCAUUAACUUCCCAAGUUCAUUCGAUUGCUUCUCAUCUGAGGGCAUAGUACUCACUUCACAACGC
This is a messenger RNA of Chara braunii, 1375 nucleotides long. NCBI's taxonomy places the organism in Eukaryota, Viridiplantae, Streptophyta, Charophyceae, Charales, Characeae. The record is from the annotation of a GenBank genome assembly.